GAUGCACCUCGCGCUGGCCCGCGCCGCCACGAUGCUCCAGCUCUGGCUACGCGAGAGCGUCAAAAUCAAGACCGUCGCGUACAAGGUCUUUUAUGGACUACGUAUAUUCACGCGCAAAGUGACGCUGGUCCAAACGUUUUGGCGCCAGCACGCGGCGAUCCACGCGUACCGGCGACGCAAGCUACUGCGCAUGUGGUAUGACUUUGAGCUCGUGGAGCCGCCGCCAAGCGUGCUGCCCGAGCCCGAGAUCCUACCCGCGAAGCAGGACAAGAAGCCACCCGCGGGGCACCGGCGCUCCAAGAAACCAGAGGUAGUAGUAGAGACGAAGCGGCCGUAUCCGACGCUGCCAUACCCGUACCCGAACUUUGAACUCGCGCUGCGCCUCGACAUCAUCGAUCAAGUGCUUGCCGAGUACGAAGGGUCGCUGCGCCGCCGGUUCCGAGCCCUCGAGGACGACUUGUACCCGUACCUGCUCGAGUGCCUCCAGGGCCUGGAGAAGGACGCACCGCGGAGUCGCGUGCGAAAGAAAGCGCAGCAAUAUCGACUUCUUGGCGCGGUGCACACGCAACUCCAGCGCAUGCCAGGCGCGCUCGACACGCAAGCGAGCGACGGCUACGCGCAGCUCACACUGGCCGCGUCCAUUGAUUUGCCUGCGAUGCUGCACCGCGCGAACGAGCGACUCAACCCUGCGCUGUACCUCAACACCGCCGGGCCCAACGACCCGCCGCCGCCCGUCAGCCGUCACCGUUCGAGCAAGCGUCUCAGCGUCGGAUAGCAACAGACACUUACUCGUUCAGAGUACUCUUCUUAUCGUG
This is a messenger RNA of Saprolegnia parasitica CBS 223.65, 815 nucleotides long. RefSeq lists its product as hypothetical. The record is from RefSeq and is a predicted model, not a curated record. The transcript is spliced from 2 exons. The annotation marks the transcript as partial. Lineage: Eukaryota; Oomycota; Saprolegniomycetes; Saprolegniales; Saprolegniaceae.